Phytomonas sp. Hart1 is the source of this 1902-nucleotide messenger RNA. Lineage: Eukaryota; Euglenozoa; Kinetoplastea; Trypanosomatida; Trypanosomatidae. The record is from the annotation of a GenBank genome assembly.
AUGAACUGCUUGAUACGAACAUUAUAUCAUCGCCUGUUAAGGCUUAGCCGUCUCUUUGAUCAUGAUGCGGGACGAUGCAUGCUGUUGUGCAGUCAAGUGGAGAUCACCCCGUGCAGGUUACCGCUCCCACUUCAGAUACGUGUUGACACCACUAUUCGUGACGUUUUUCACCGUGGUUCGCAUUUUUAUUUCCCUAUCACUAAAAGUGGAACGGAUAAAAGUGUUUCUUCGGUUCCAUCGCUAGAGAAAUUUAUGAAAAUGUGUUUUACAACGUAUCCCGCAACCCCCGUAAAUAUACAGAAUGCGUUUGCAUGUCUUCAAAGACUGCAGACUAUUAAUAAUUAUUUUGAAAAAGAAGGUGGAAAACAUCUCGUUCUUUCAUCUUUUCGAGAGUAUUGCCGAUGUGUGUCAUCAGAGUUGAGGUUGUCUGGUGUAUUCACCGUGUCUACUUCGCAGCGCCUUUUACCCUUUAAUUUUGGCUUUUUGCGCUUCACUGGAACUGACACACAUGAAGCGGCACAGUUUCUUCCCAAUGAGGCCUCAUAUUUGGCACUAAUAGGGGGGACUUCUACAAGCUACACGAACACUCUUAUGACUCGUAUAGCAAAUAAAAUCCCAGGUCAACUUGUGUCUGGCCCGAGUAGUGAUAUAAGUUGCUUGACUUCUACACCGAAUGUGAUGCAGAUCCUCCUGGCACACCCGAAUGUACGGGAUAAAAACAUGUUUGCCGUGGUACUUCUAGUGUCAGUUUCGCUGUGUGGCAGAGAAGCCAUGGGGUUUGUACUGAAUGUCGCACCUCCUUCUUUGAUCAGGGAGGAUGCUGACGCUUCGUCGUCUUUCCGUCAGAAGCUGGGGCACUUCGCACACUGUGAUAAGGAAAAAGGCCGCGUUGACACGGUUGACACCAAUCCGCUGUGCUCUACGAAGUGUCUAAUUGAUUCUCUAGGGACAGAGUGGCAUCCUAUUUUUACAGAGCUAUCGAGUUUAGAUCCAAGCGCUUGCAAGGAAAUGAAUGCAUCCCACGAUAGGCCUCUUUGCAACCACGAAACCUUAUUGGCUCCAGUGCAUUUAAUUCACUGUGUGGCUGAUGCACCAGGGGCCACCCUUCUCGCUACGGGGAUAUGGUUGGAUGGGGAUAAAGAUUUUCUUCUUCGAAAGCUUUACGAUGGGACGGCUUUGAAGGAGGAUUUUAUUGUUGUGCAUCAUAAUUCCAUAAGACACUGGAAUCAUGGCGCUCUUCAAGAGGAAAUUCAGAAGGGUAAAUGGCUACUAUUGCAGAGUACUGCGGAGGGCCUCGGAAACAAUUAUAGCGAAGCUGUGAAAGAAGUAAUUUUUACAUUAUCACAAAGCUCCAGAGAUGAUGCCGAUUCAUGUAGUACAAUUCCGUUUGAUUUGCCACAACAUUCAUCUUUUUACACUCAUAACAAUGAUAGCGAACAUGGUGUCACGACUGAAAAUGUGAUUGAAGACGAAGGGGAUAAGGAAUUCAAUGCGGGCCCCAUCGAAUCAACUGAUAUUGAUGACGAGGAUAUCUAUGCUUCGGUGAAAGAAGCAACCAUCACUGGUGACAAUACCGACAAAGAUGGUAUUAUGAAUGAACCUGAAGGUGCUAUACAACUAAAUAAGACUAUUUCGGAAGUGUCGACCUGGUCUCGUUACUACAUUUUGGAUCAGUUGGAUCCCGAAGACUUGGAGAUGUGGUCGAUUAUGGCGGCCUGGUCAACAGCUGAUGACACCCUUACUUCCAUGGAAAAGUAUUGGCGCUUGAUGUAUUACAUACUGGGAUCACCCUUCGACGCAUUAGCAGUACAGCGUACUUUUGUAUCACUACCUAUGCUGGACGAGGAUGAAGAGGGUAACAAUGUACAUGAAUGGCGUGCUUUAGCGAUUAGAGAAUCUUGA